CCGGUGUGCGUGAGGAAGGGAUUAAACGUCCGUCUCAAGCCGCUCUCUUUCCGUGAAAGAACCGUGGUCCCGUCGCGUUUACCGGCGUUUACAACCGGAACGGCUUCUUGACGACUCAGUCGUUAACUCCUCGAGCUGUUAUUGAGAAUUAGGGAUGAACUGAGAAUGAAUGUUAACCAGCAACCUCAGAUGGCCUCUCCUUAUAGGCAGCCUCAGCCUGGAUAUCAGGGCUAUCCCCAGCCUGGCUAUGGGGGCGGACACAUGCCAGCUGGCUAUCCAGCUCAGAAUGCACCUUAUAAUGGUCCAGGCUCUGCUUACCAACAAGGUCCACCGCAAGGAUAUUCUCCUUAUGCAAGCUUUCCCUCUAAGACUCUCGCAACAAAUUUAGUUUCUGAUCUGUCCUCCUCUCCUCUUGACCUAGGUAUGAGAGGACCCCCGACGUCGGGAGCGCCACCUGUCUCGGCUGCCCAGAACUAUUCUCAGUUUGCGCAAGGAGACGCUCAGAACGGGCCACCACCAAUGGGUGCUCCACAACAGAGGCCUCCAGUGUCUCAGCCAUACACUCCAGGAGUAAUGAAUAUGUCUGGUCCUCAGCCCCCUUACAGCCAACCGUUUGGAGCUCCACCUGCCGGCAUGCAACAGAUGACCAAUCAAAUGGCCAGCAUGCAGGUUGGAUCCACUGCACCAUCUCCUGCUGGCCCAGGCUAUGCUCCUCCUUCUGUAUCCCAGGCACCUGUCUCAGCUGCCUACACACCUGCAGCCCCUCACACUUUUCCACCCACUUCUGCUGCUCCCACACAGCCCCUGCUUACUGAAGGUGCGGCUCAGACUGCUCCUCCAUCCUACUAUGGGUCUCCACCUACAGCACAGCAGCCUUUUCAAAAUGCCCCUCCGUCUUUUUCCGCUGCUGGCCCCACCCAGCCCCAAGCCCCACCCCCUGUCUCUCAGCAUUCCUACCCUCAAGGUCCACCUGUCUCUCAGCCUCCUUUUUCCACAGCCCCACCUCCAGGGCCCAUUCCAGGGCCCAGGACCCAAUCAUACGAUGGCCCAACUCCAGGACAGCCAUCUUUCCAAAGACCUCCUCUUCCAACCUCCCAGGCCCCUAUGUUCCCUGGAGGUCCACCACCACCCACAUCUACACCAUCUCAGAUGCCAGGAGGGAUGCCACCCCAGCCGCCAGUAUCCCAGCCUUCGCUUUACCACUCAGGUCCUCCACCUGCCACAUCUGGGUUUCCACCACAAGGAGGAGCUCCACCAAGGCCUCACCUUCCUGGAAUGCAGGGCCCUCCCAUGGGCUCUCAAGGUCCUCCAAUGGCACAGGCAAACCACGUGCCUCCCUCACAACCUGGCAUGUCACCUGGUCCUCAUAAUGCUGGUAUGUCGGGACCACCACAACCACAGCCGGGAAUGCAGGGCUAUCCUCCGCAACAAAAUGGUGCGUUUGGGCAGGUCAGAGGACCUCAGCCGGGCUAUGCAGCGCCGUAUGCUGGGCAACCAAACUAUGGCGCAGGUCCCACCGCACCUGCUCCAUCACAAUCUGCCCCAAAAAGGCUCGAUCCAGAUUCGAUCCCAAGCCCGCAAGCCUCUGACAUGCCGCCUGUGCAGAAAACAAGACAUAGAAUAGACCCAGACGCAAUCCCCAGUCCAAUUCAGGUUAUUGAGGACGACAAAGUAAACAAGGGAAGUGAACCUUUUACUACAGGAGUCAGAGGUCAAGCCCCACCUCUUGUCACCACCAACUUCCAAGUUAAAGAUCAAGGGAAUGCAAGUCCACGCUACAUCCGUUGCACAGCCUACAACAUACCCUGCAAUUCAGACAUGGCCAAACAGUCACAGGUGCCCCUGGCUGCUGUCAUCAAACCCCUGGCCACACUGCCACCAGAUGAGACACCACCAUAUCUUGUUGAUCAUGGUGAAACCGGUCCCAUCCGCUGCAAUCGCUGCAAAGCCUACAUGUGUCCGUUCAUGCAUUUUAUCGAAGGCGGUCGGCGUUUUCAGUGCAGUUUCUGCAAUUGCGUCACAGAGGUGCCUCCCCAUUACUUCCAGCAUCUGGAUCACACCGGGAAGAGAGUAGACUGCUAUGAGCGACCGGAGCUCUCAAUGGGCAGUUACGAGUUUAUGGCUACUAUGGACUACUGUAAGAACAAUAAGUUUCCUCAGCCGCCAGCCUACAUCUUCCUGAUUGACGUGUCUUAUAAUGCUGUGAAGAGCGGCAUGGUGGGAAUGGUUUGCCAGGAGCUGAAGACGCUGUUGGAUUACUUGCCCAGAGAGAACCCCGAAGUGGAGUCAAACAUUCGAGUCGGCUUCGUCACUUACAAUAAAGUGCUUCAUUUCUAUAACGUGAAAGCGUCUCUCGCUCAGCCACAGAUGAUGGUCGUGUCAGAUGUGGCUGACAUGUUUUUGCCCCUGUUGGAUGGUUUUCUGGUCAGUGUUUCAGAGUCAAGGAUGGUUAUUGAGAGUUUGUUGGAUCAGAUCCCUGAGAUGUUUGCAGACACGCGGGAAACGGAAACUGUGUAUGGGCCUGUCAUUCAGGCAGGGCUGGAGGCGCUGAAGGCUGCGGAUUGUGCCGGAAAGCUUUUUAUUUUCCACUCAUCUCUACCUAUUGCUGAAGCACCAGGCAAAUUGAAAAACCGUGAGGACAAGAAACUAGUGGGAACUGAUAAAGAGAAGUCCCUGUUCCAGCCACAGGUUGGUUUUUACAACACUUUGGCUAAGGAGUGCGUGGCCCAAGGUUGCUGUGUGGACCUCUUCCUCUUUCCCAACCAGUAUGUUGAUGUAGCAACGUUAGGGGUGGUGCCCACUUCAACGGGUGGCUCCAUCUACAAAUACACCUACUUCCAGGCUGCAUCUGACCAAGAGCGAUUCCUCAAUGACCUGAGGAGAGAUGUGCAGAAGCAGAUGGGCUUUGAUGCUGUAUUGAGGGUCCGCACUAGUACAGGUAUCCGGGCGACAGACUUCUUUGGUUCCUUCUACAUGAGCAACACCACAGAUGUAGAGUUGGCAGGACUAGACUGUGACAAGACAGUUACAGUGGAGUUCAGACACGAUGACAAGCUCAGCGAGGAGACCGGCGCUCUAAUGCAGUGUGCGGUUUUGUACACGAGCUGCAGUGGGCAGCGACGCCUUCGCAUCCACAACAUGGCAGUAAACUGCUGCUCUCAGCUGGCAGAUCUGUACAGGAACUGCGAGACUGACACCAUCAUCAACUUCCUCGCCAAAUAUGCAUAUCGCAGUUUACUUAGCGGUCCCACCAAGAAUGUACGUGACAGUCUGGUGAAUCAGUGUGCGCAGAUCUUGGCCUGUUAUCGAAAAAACUGCGCCAGUCCAUCUUCGGCAGGACAGUUGAUUUUACCAGAGUGUAUGAAGCUGCUUCCUGUGUAUCUGAACUGCGUGUUGAAAAGUGACGUUCUGCAGCCCGGGGCGGACGUCUCCCUGGAUGACCGUGCCUAUCUGAGACAGCUGGUCAGCGCCAUGGACGUAGCCGAGAGCCACGCAUUCUUCUACCCUCGGCUGCUUCCUCUGCAAAAGCUGGAUGUCGAGAGCACGUCUCUGCCCGUAGCUGUGAGAGACUCCGAGGAGAGGCUGUCUAGAGGAGGAGUGUACCUGUUAGAGAACGGACUAAACCUUUUCAUUUGGGUCGGGAUGAAUGCCCAACAAGAGCUGCUCCAGAACAUCUUUGGAACGACUUCUUUCAGCCAGAUAGACCCCAGCAUGACAUCCCUGCCGGUGUUGGAUAAUCCUUUUUCAAAGAGACUGAAGGAGAUUAUCGAGUCCAUCAGGGCACAACGCUCACGAUACAUGAAGCUCAUUGUGGUGAAACAGGAAGACAAAUUAGAGCUGAUCUUCAAACACUUCCUGGUUGAAGAUAAGAGCAACAACGGCGGAGCUUCUUACGUGGACUUCCUGUGUCACAUGCACAAGGAGAUUCGUCAGCUCCUGAGCUAGGACCUCCGUGUCCUCCUCCCCCCUGGGUCUCUUCUGGGAAGCGCUAUAUCUUUUUAUUUGACAUAAUAAUAAUAAACACAAUCCCUUUACCCAUCAUCUCCUCUAUCUCAAAUAUAAUCUCACCCACCGUGACUCGUGAGGAGGAAACCACCUCGUAAAGGAAAAUCGCUCCAUCGGGUUUUGGUGUUGUUCUUUUGGUUUUAGCGAUGGGAGUUUCGGCCCAACCUUCUCUUCUGUGUCGAUGGCAGAGCGUGUGGUUGAAAAGGGAGAAGUGCCGUUUAGUUGAACGCCCCCCACCCUUUGUCCACGUCUGAUUUGGGAUCAGUUUUCAAAGCUUCAACAAAGCUUUGUGAAACUAACACUGUCCGCAGAACGGCUACCGGGUUUUAGUGUUCGCGUGCGUGUGCGCGUGAUGGAUGACUGUGAACGUUGAUGUUGAUUGUACUGGGUGUUCUGUAAGAAACACUAGCACUGAUUCAUGGGACAGAGGGACAGAAAAAUUAAAAAUCUGAAUACAGUAAAAUCUCAUAUUCAUCAGACAUUUUAGAAUCAGACUUCUUUACCCAGAUCUUUGACUUUCUUAGCUUGUCUUUGAUAAUUUAUCUCUUAACCUUGGCCUUACCAAUGCAGUCUCUUUGUCAUAUUAAGUCUCUUCAUCAUGUCUAAUUUUUUGUCUUUUUUUCUGUUUAGUUUUUUAUGUGUGCAACCCCUUGGCUAAUAGACUCUGUGGGAUUUUGAAGUGUGCUGUUAAUCGUAAAAUGUCUCUUACUCCCCCCAAAUUAAAAAACAAAAACAAAUUUAAGUCUAUGCAUCAAGUAAAAAAAUAGGAAAGGCAGUAUACAAGUAUAUAUAUUCCCAUAUUUUUUCCCAUCAGCCUUCACGAAAGCAGAAACGCCUAAACAUGUUAUUGUGUCUCCUCUGCGUCCUGAUCCAGAAUUGUCCAAUUGUGGAGAGAAUAUGGAUUGGCACAUUUGGAUGCCUGUCCAACAUGAAUUUCCGAUUCCUCAACAGAUGGUUCAUGAAUUUUGGCGUAUAUUACCGAAGCACUGACAUUUGGUUUAUCUUUUUUCCUUUUCCUGUAUUGUCUGCUAGUAAUCUGUUCUGCAAAUAUGCUCGAUCAUGCAUCUUUUAUGGUUUAUUAUGUACUAAAUCUGCUUGGAAGGUUCACGAUCCUGGGUCAGGUUGAUUCUCGCGGUCGAGAUCUCCUGUUCGGGGUUUACGUGUCUAGGGUAUUAAUCUUUGUGCAAUUGAAGCCUUGUGCUAUGAGUGGAGUGCGGGACUCAUUUCUAACAGUUUUCAAGCGAACGUUUUCGAGCACAUGCAGAAUUGUGACCUUAAAAAGCAAUCAACACUGAAUUCCUUGUCAUCACAUUUAUUACAUGUACAGAAUUAAAAAUCACAUUUUAAAAAUG
Paramisgurnus dabryanus is the source of this 5357-nucleotide messenger RNA. RefSeq names its product SEC24 homolog C, COPII coat complex component (gene sec24c). Gene Ontology annotation, molecular function: SNARE binding; zinc ion binding. Gene Ontology annotation, cellular component: COPII vesicle coat; endoplasmic reticulum exit site. Lineage: Eukaryota; Metazoa; Chordata; Actinopteri; Cypriniformes; Cobitidae. Gene Ontology annotation, biological process: COPII-coated vesicle cargo loading; endoplasmic reticulum to Golgi vesicle-mediated transport; intracellular protein transport. The record is from RefSeq and is a predicted model, not a curated record.